UAAAAAAAGUCCAUUCUCUCUCUGUUUCUCUGUUGUAGUGAUUUGUGUGUGCACGCGUGCGCUGCUCAUUGCGUCUCCACGCGUACGCAAGCGUGCCUGACCGGUACCGGAGCGCGAGAAGGGGUGUGCCCGUGCUUGUGUGUGAAAAACAGGCGCAUGCGCUCCACGAGACCUAAGACAAGGACGGGGAGCGUCAGACCGCAGCGGCUGCAGAUUUUUCCCGUCAGCCGGGGGGGAGAGAGAGGCGGCCAGGAGGUGGAGAGGACAGCAGGGAGAGAUGGGAGUACUGUAAUCCCGGGGGAGGGAUGGACGGACGGAUUGAUUCAACGCACAGAACCACGGAGAUUCUCACUUGACCCCACAUCAUCCACCGUAUUCCGAUCGGAAGCGCGAGGAACGACACUGUGAUGGCAAGUGAAUUACGGGCGCGCGUCCAUCUGAAGUGAUGAGACAGAAGCGCGCGGCUGGAUCCGUCUGUCAGGUUGUAUAAUGGAGAGCUCCAAUGGCUCCGACACCAAACCGCAGAGCCAUCAUCCUCAUCCUCAGGUGGAGAAGAAGAGGUUAAACCGCGCGCCGUCCCCUGCCAGACCCGUCCUGAAGGAUGUCCACUCGCGAACGGCCAAACCGAUCGUGCCAAAAUCCCCCAAAUUCAACAAGCAGCAAUCGUCCGCCGCGCCGGUGACGCCUCAGAGCCGCGUUCCGAGACGCACCGUCCCGGGCGCGAAGGACAAAUCCGCAUCAGCACCUGCAAAAAGCAACAUCAAGCCCUCAGCGACAAAAAAGGCCGUUAAAGUCACUCAGCAUGCAGCAUCCGAACCGAAACCGGCCUGUAAAGCGGUUGAUACCGCCGCUCCGCAGAUCCCCAAGAGCAAGGGGAGGCUGGCUCCGAUACGCGUGCCCACCGGACGCGGCGUCUGUCAGACGGACAGCAGCUCGGAUUUGUCCGACUGUCCCUCCGAGCCGUUGUCCGACGAGCAAAGGCUCGUUCAGGCCGCCAGUAGCGAUGCGGAGUCAGGCAGCGGCUCCGGUUCGAGCGAGCAGGCGGCCGGGGUUCGCGUGCGCGCGCUGGCUCUCGGAGCGGGAGGAUCUCAGGCUGCACCUGCGCCUGGUGCGCACGCGGACAAAUGCAAAGCGGAUAAAGACGAACAAUUCAAAACGGAGGGCAAGGAAAUGGCCCAGGAGGAACUGCUGAGGGAAAUCGAAGACCUUCGAUCGGAAAAUGACUACCUCAAGGAUGAAGUGGACGAGUUGCGAGCGGAAAUGGAGGAGAUCAGGGACAGUUACCUGGAGGAGGAGGUGUACCAGCUCCAGGAACUACGCAGGGAACUGGACCGCUCCAACAAGAACUGCCGGAUCCUUCAGUACCGCCUGCGCAAGGCAGAACAGAAGAGUCUGCGUGUAGCUCAGACCGGACACGUCGACGGAGAGCUUCUACGCGGUCUGGAGCAGGACCUAAAGGUGGCCAAAGAUGUAUCUGUGCGUCUACACAAUGAACUGGAGACUGUGGAAGACAAGCGUACGCGGGCUGAAGAUGAAAACGAGCUGCUCAGGCAAAAGAUCAUCGAGGUGGAGAUCUCCAAACAGGCCAUGCAGAACGAGCUCGAGAGAGCCAAAGAGACUGCUCUGCGGAGGAGAGGCAGUAGAGAAACUUUCAAAGAUAAGAAGUCUUUAACUCAGGAGGACAGUGCAGAUCUGCGCUGUCAGCUACAGUUUGCCAAGGAGGAAUCGGCCCUUAUGCGCAAAAAGAUGGCAAAACUUGGCCGUGAGAAGGAUGAAGUGGAACAGGAAUUGCAGAAGUAUAAAUCAGUAUAUGGCGAUGUGGACAGCCCUUUGCCCCUGGCGGAGGUGACCGGUGGAGGACCCCACACCACCCGGGAAGCCGAGUUGCGGUUACGGCUCAAACUGGUGGAAGAGGAAGCCAACAUCCUGGGGAGGAAGAUUGUAGAGCUGGAGGUGGAGAACCGUGGCCUUAGGGCGGAAAACGAAGACCUACGCUGCCAAUAUGAGAGGGACUGCUUUGGGCGCGAACCCUUCUCAAGUGUCCCUACCUCACCGUAUGGUGGCGAUGCCCUGGAAUCUGCAAGCGAAUUGCGACGGCACUUGCAAUUUGUUGAAGAGGAGGCAGAGCUGCUGCGUCGCUCCAUUUCUGAGAUUGAGGACCACAACAAACAAUUGACGUCCGAGCUCAACCGCUUCAAAUUUGGGCCCAGCCAAGCCGACCGGGAGUCAGAGGGAGCUGAGGGUGGAAGUGGUGGUGCACUCAAACCUGGUAACGGAGGUUUUUCUGGAGCUGGGAGUGGCGCCACACUCCAGGAGGAGCUGAAAGCCGCAAGACUCCAGGUCAAUGAGCUAAGUGGGAAGGUGAUGAAGCUGCAGUACGAGAACCGGGUGCUAAUCUCGAAUAUGCAGCGCUGCGACCUGGCAGCACACUUGGGAAUGCGCACCAGUAGCCCACGGGAUAGCGACGUGGAUAGUGAUGCCGGGCGAAGGGAACCAGAUGAGGAAGAGACUGCCAGGCUUCUGCUGCUCCACCCCAAACGUGAGGGUCCUGUUGGAGGUGAGAGCGACUCUGAGGACUUGUUUGAGAAGACGGGCACCUCUGGAUUCGCCAGUGGCGAGAAACCCUCAGAUACCGGUGAGCUGGGAGUGGCCGAGUUGGCUCAGCGGAGACGGGAAGACAGAGAGACACUCAACAACGUCAGACGUGAAGCUGAGCGGCUUGGAAAAACGGUGGAGCGUCUCAUCACGGAUACGGACAGUCUGAUCCGCGAAGGUCGUCUGGUAGUCCUGGGAGGGGACCUUCUUGCGGAGGGUUCAGAGUUCAGGGGCGAUGGAGACUCUGCUGAAUCUAAACCCGAUUCUCAGGUGCUGGAUUCCAUCAACACCCGCAUGAGGGCUUUCCGUAUGGAACUCCAGCAAUUCAUGGACAAAGUGGACCACCUAGGGGAGGGUCUACGGGACCGUGUCGAUGACCUUUCCCCCAUGCCCAACCUCACUGAAUCUAGCAGCUUCCUUUCCUCCGUUACCUCCAUGUCAAGGGACUCGCCAAUCGGCACACUGGGAAGGGAUCUGGUGACGGACUUCCAGUACGGGCGAAGGGAGGAGCAGGAGUGGUGCCUAGACCGGCAGAGUGGCACGGAGGGCGCCGCUAAGGGGUCCGCCACAGCCAGGGGAGCCCCUGGACUCAGUAGAUACGCCAGGCCACACAGUUUCAGACCCGAGUGCUGGGAUUUUGAGACUGGUGUUCUGUGUUCUGCUGGGGUCCAGUUUCGUGAGCCAGCUCUGCCUGAGAUGGGAACGCCUACCAGAGAGAUACAACUACGCCUGGACCAUGACAGGAGAAUGAGAGCUGGACCGGAGGAGAGAGACAGCUUCACUUCAUCCAUCACUCAGGAGGAGGAGAGGAGGCGUGCAGAGGUGCGGCGAGGCCUCGAGCUGCAGGGACUUCAAUCUCAUGAACCAACAUGGCCGCAGGAAAGAGUCCUGCUACAACAGGAAGUGAGGUUGUUCCGCCACAAUAUGGUGAUUGUCUACAUGAAGCUGCGAUGGAUCCUUAUGCACUGGAGGCUCGGCCGCAGGACAGAUGGCGUGGAUGAGGGCGCACAUGCUGAGUAUGAUCGAUUGGAGAACAUUCCAGAACUGGGCAUUGUUAUCGACCAGGGUGAUGGAGAGAUGGGAAGGGAAGACAAAGUGUGCACCCAAAUCUCAGGAAGUGACCUCACAGAGCCCGGCCCCCUCCUGCUGUCUCCAGAGAGAUUCCAGCCCCAGAAACAGGCAGGUGACAGUCUUCGUGUGCUACACGCCCUGCGCUCUCUACUGGAGGAGUUCAGGGCGGAGCUACGUGAGGAGGCGCAGCGGCGCUGGCAGCUGCAGCAGACACUAGCCAAUGAGAGAGCGGCGUGGGAGAUUCAGCGGGCUGAAAUGAGGAGUCAUGUCACUAAGCUGCAGGAUGUCAGAGGUGAGUCUGCAGGCGCAGAUGAAGGUGCAGACGCGGUUCAACAGGAACGGGAGGAGCAGCGCCGUCUACUGGCCGACAGUCACAGCACGGCACUGGAGCUGCGCUGGAAACUGCAGCAUGGAGAAAAGCGCUGGACCCGUGAGCGGAAUGAACUACUGGAGCGGUUUGAGAAAGAGAGGCAGGAAUGGGACCGCAGCUUACGGGACAUGCACCACAAGAUGGAAAAGAUGCAGAAAGACAUUCUACAGUCAGCAGAAGGAGGCGCAGCGCAUGUCUUCUCCCCUCAGGAGAGCCCCUGUAAGGCUCCUAGAUCUCCACGCUCACCCUGCACAACUGCACACAUGCGCUCCCACUCCGACUCGGAGGCCACACUGGAGGAGAAGGGGGCGGUGGGCAGAUCCAGACCCUGUGAGGGACACCGGCCCCCAGAGAGCCUGUUUCUGGAUGCUCUCUCUCUGGACCCCUUGAGCGAGGCCGAGGUGCCUCCUCCAUCACGUCUGGACAGCGAAAAGAGGUUCCCCCACCUGAACGAAGUAAGAGACAGAGCACUGAAUGAGAUUUCUGAGAGUGUGGAUCCUGCCAUUUACCCUGAGGAAGAGAAGAGCAGCGGCAGCCUACUCAGGGCGAAGUCAGUUUGCUCCAUGAGCGACUUCCAGCGUUUAAUGGACAGCUCCCCCUUCUUACCAGAUAAGAGCAAGCCUGGUGAGCAUGGACGGGAUGAUGUGACUCCUCCCCUUUCACCGGAUGACCUCAAAUACAUUGAGGAGUUUAAUAGUAAGGGUUGGGAUCUGCCCACCAGCUCCCUGGCAACUUGUCCCAUUCCUGGCCCAGUAAUCCCCUCUCCGGUGAUGGAGGCCUGGGCAGAGAGGACAGAAUCCCGAAGGGCCGAGUCUACUUCAGAAGCAUUCCAGCAAGCCUCCUGGUUCCUGACCACCAGCGCUACCUUGACCACAAACACCAUGAGUAGCCCCGAGUACUGCCAAAAGCUCCCGCUCAGGGCGACCCAAGGUGGAGACCCGUUUGGGGUGCAUGUUCUCCACAGUCCAGCUCGAGGGGAGCGGUCAGCUCCAGGCACCUCCGAGCAGGAGUACAUGUUCUCCAAAGUGACUAACGUAAAGGCAGGGGAGGUAGUAGGAGGUGCAGAGGAAGUGUUUGGAGGAAGGUGGCCGUGUGAGCUUAGGAGUCAUUUAGAAGCAGGACUUAGGCCUGGAGAACAUCCAUCGAUUUGCGCUGCAGUCGGGUUUACUUCGUCAUUAGAGCUGGAGCUGUCUCGCAAUCUGAGUGACGACAUGAAGGAAAAGGCGUUUUCUGCCCGGAACGCUAUCCGAUCGUCUGCAUCUGGAUCCAGCCCUCCAGAAAGGCAGCUACGGGACAUGGCGUGCCAGACGAAUGGUUUAACUAUGCGGGGGACGCAGACCACCCAGACCAUCAGCGUGGGACUGCAAACGGAGGCUCUUCGCACCAUCACAAGCAGCCCUCACCGCUGUCUAACGCCCAAAGGAGGCUCCACACCCAUCUCAUCCCCUUCUAGGAGCCUGAGGAAGAUGCAGUACUCUCCAGUCGUACAGGCCAAGUUUGAACGCCCGUGCUGUUCUCCGAAAUACGGCUCUCCCAAACUCCAACGGAAACCCUCUAAUGCUGGCAAAGCAGAACAACCUGUCGGCCAGACUCGUGCUCCCACCCCAACAACCACUGCCCAGCAGCCAAAAGGCAACAACGAAUCUGCUUGGGCUCGUUCCACGACGACUAGAGACAGUCCCGUUCACACCACCAUUAACGACGGCCUCUCCAGCCUCUUCAACAUCAUCGACCACACGCCCGUUGCUUAUGACGCCGUGCAGAAGUUCAACAAGUCCCCUAGCCGCUCUCGCCCCACUGAAGCAGGGCCAACAGACCCCAAAUCUCCCGGUGUUUGUGCUGCACAGGGGCCUUUAAGGAACUCUCGGGGCCGGUCCCCAAGCCCUGUGCAGCUCAUUGUAGAGACGCAGGGUGAGAAAACUCCAGAGGGGAUUAGCAUCAGACAGGACCUGUCCGCUCCUCCGGGCUACACGCUAGCGGAGAACGCUGCACGGAUCUUGAAUAAGAAACUACUGGAGCAGAGCUUCAGAGAGGAGAGGAGGCUUUCUGCUUCAUCCGCAGCUGCUCCGAACAGAACCGGAGACACUGAGAAACCUGGAUGUCUUGAGGACUUGCCACGUUCUCCAGUGGCUCCACCUCUGGACUCCUGCUUCCUGCGUCCGGCUCGUCCUGCCAACCGCCGACCUCCGUCCCGCUGGGCCGCCCACUCGCCGUCAUCCUCACCCAACUACAAGGAGCGCACAGAGAGGUUCCGCUUCCCCUCGCCCAUCAGACCGGUUCACACCAUCCCGGAAAUAGAGGAGCCCGGUCAGGAGCUUUCCCCGCACCCUUAACCAGCCUAAACUACAUCCUUUUGCACUUUCUUUUAACCAACCUGUUUAUCACAACCCCUUUUAGUUGUCAAGUGUGAAGAUGAAUUGAAUAGACCCACAGAAUUUAGAAGGCAUUCUUGUGUCACUUCUGAAAUGCCCAAAAAAAGGUAAGCAGAAAGCGAAACCCCUGUUUUAUGCUUUCACUUUCCUUUACUAUCCCCGAUUCCAGCCUGACCACACGUACGCACACCGCCGGAGCGACGGAACCAUCGAGAACCUUUCUAAGAACCACUGAACUGCCACUAGAGGGCAGAGUUCUGUGAGCACCAGCUGAACUGAACCAUUCGGAAAACCUUCUAGAACUUCCGCUUUGGAAUUAUCACGGACCUGGAAUGUACUGACGCAAAACACCGCAAAGUGUUCCAUAAGAGGUGCCUACACACACGUGACCUCGCUACGGUCCCGUACUCGUGUGUGUGUCAAUGUACAUGUAUGCAAUACAUAUGACUUUAUAUGUGUUGGUCGUAAAACAUUGAACUUCUUUUCAGAUGUUCUGAAAAAUAUAACUGGAUAGUAAUAAUAUUUGUCAGAACAGCAUAAAAGUUUACAUGUAUUUUAUGUUUUUUUUUUUUUUUUUCUCUAUUUCGGAGGGUUAAAUAUCAUUUGUUAAUUUAUGUUCUGUGUAUAUAGUUUAUAAAACUAUUUUCUUAUUUUCCUCGUACAUCCCAUUUUGUUGGAAACCUUUGAUGCUUGAAUUUAAAAAGACUCAGUUGUAUUUGUAAAGAGAAUUAGAUAAAAACUAAAGGAGAAAAUCACACACUCUAGUUCGACAGGGACGAAUGAUAUACAUGAUGUCAAUCAUAACAAUGUAUUUUAAAACCCAAUGUAAAACUGAAUGUUCAACUCUGUACACGAUGACAGGAGAGUGUAUUGAUUCUGAUUAUACUUGUGCACAUUUCCCAAGUCACAGAACUAUGGAAGCUUGUUUCCGCCAUGAAAUAAAAAAUUAAAAAUGUAAUUGCGACUUUUUAUCUCACAUUUCUGACUUUUUUUUCUCAGAAUUGCGAGAUAUAAACUCACAAUUGUGAGUUAUAGUCAGAAUUACGAGUUAUAGUCAGAAUUGUGUGAUAUAAAGUCAGAAUUGUGAGAUAUAAACUUGCAAUUCUGAGGAAAAAAGUCAGAAUUGAGAUAUAAAGUCAGAAUUGUGAGGUAUAAACUCACAAUUGUGAGUUAUAAAGUCAGAAUUGCGAGAUAUAAAGUCAGAAUCAUGAGUUAUAAAGUCAGAAUCGUGAGUUAUAUAGUCAGAAUUGCGAGAUAUAAAGUCAGAAUUGCGAGUUAUAGUCAGAAUUGCGAAAUAUAAAGUCAGAAUUGCGAGAUAUAAAGUCAGAAUUGCGAGAUAUAGUCAGAAUUGCGAAAUAUAAAGUCAGAAUUGCGAGAUAUAAAGUCAGAAUUGCGAGUUAUAGUCAGAAUUGCGAGAUAUAGUCAGAAUUGCGAGAUAUAAAGUCAGAAUUGUGAGGUAUAAAGUCAGAAUUGUGUGAUAUAUAGUCAGAAUUGCGAGAUAUAAAGUCAGAAUUGCGAGUUAUAGUCAGAAUUGCGAGAUAUAGUCAGAAUUGCGAGAUAUAAAGUCAGAAUCGUGAGUUAUAAAGUCAGAAUUGUGUGAUAUAUAGUCAGAAUUGUGAGUUAUAAAGUCAGAAUUGCGAGUUAUAGUCAGAAUUGUGAGGUAUAAAGUCAGAAUCGUGAGUUAUAUAGUCAGAAUUGCGAGAUAUAAAGUCAGAAUUGUGAGAUAUAAAGUCAGAAUCGCGAGAUAUAAAGUCAGAAUCGUGAGUUAUAUAGUCAGAAUUGUGAGUUAUAAAGUCAGAAUUGCGAGUUAUAAAGUCAGAAUUGCGAGAUAUAAACUCAAUUGCGAGAUAUAAAGUCAGAAUUGUGUGAUAAAAACUUGCAAUUGAGAAAAAAAGUCAGAAUUAUGAGAUAAAAAUUCGCAAUUACCUUUUUUAUUUUUUUAUUUAGUAGCUGAAAAAAGCUUCCAUACAAAACCCUGAAAGAAAUAUCCACGGGAUUAGUUGGGAAUUCUGUCAUAACUAAAACCAAUCAUAAAGGACAGUUAAAAUCAGUUGCAUUAUCACCUAUAGGAGUUUUAAUUAUUCAUCUGUAAAUCUAGUCUGAUUGAAAACACUUAUAAGCAUAUGCAACUGUUUUAAAUUUAUGAAUAUUUAAUAAGAGAACCAUUGAGGCAGUUUAUGAUUGGUUGUUUGUUGCUUAGAAAAUGACCAGAAAAUGGUUAAAAGUGCUGCAAACACCCUUUCACAAUGACAAGUGUGCAGUGUUGCUCAACGCAGGUUUAAAAUGAACCUUAACCUGGGGUUAAAAAGACAGACCCAGGAUUAAAUUUGACCCUAUUUACUUUCUUAACCCUUGUGCUGUGUUGAAACUUGGUGUUCUCUAUCAAAAAUGGCCGGUCUUUUAAUUAAUUGAAAGAAAACAAGUUGAUAAAAAGAUCAAAUCCAAUAUUCAGUAAGUCAGUCAGUUCUGUAAUAUGUUCUUAACAAAUAAGAAGUUUCAUAUUAGAAUGCUUUAGGAUUGGUUCCAAAUAUGACCGAAAUUCCACUAUGCAUCCUGCGCACAUUUCUUCCAGAUGUGUUGACACGGGUUUGGACAGCAGUUGUGCAGAUAUCAUGUUUGAUAUGCAUGCCUUUAAACACUAGCACUUUAGUGCAUGUACUCAGACACUGUUGUACCUUGUGAUAAAGUUCAUAAUGUAAGCCACCACACACACACACACACACACACACACACACACACACACACACACACACACACACACACACACACACACACACACACACACACACACACACACACACACA
Molecule: messenger RNA, 9212 nt
Organism: Ctenopharyngodon idella (grass carp)
Lineage: Eukaryota; Metazoa; Chordata; Actinopteri; Cypriniformes; Xenocyprididae
Product: microtubule cross-linking factor 1
Exons: 15
Coding region: 490-6369 (1959 amino acids)
Biological process (GO): regulation of autophagy
Source: RefSeq, a predicted model, not a curated record